AGUUACAUUGAUGUUUAUUCGGCAUGGCUCGAAAGAGAUAAGUCUUGUGUUUCUCUGCCUACUCCAAGUCUCUGCAUUAGGUUGUCGCAAUGGCAAGUGUAUCAAAGAAGUUAGAAUGCAAGGACUUACACGGUUAUUUGAAAACUUUACCUAGUACUAUACUCGACAAGCUUUACAAUCAUCCUGCUACCUGUCUUGCUGUGUUUAGGCAGCUUCCUCAACUUUCCAAGCAUUAUGUAAUGCGAAUGCUAUUUAUUGAGCAACCGGUAUCCCAAUCAGCUGUAGGACUCUGGGUAACAAAUAAACAUAAUGAGGAACACAAAUUUGCUGCAAAAGUUCUCUCGGAGCUGAGGGUGUGGCACGAACAGCAGAUGCAGGGAGGCCUCCUGGGAUGGGUUUUGAAUGGAACUUUUAGAUCAAACAUGAAAGUUGCUCUCCUGGGAGGGGGAAUGGACUCACAGUUUGCUGGGGGACCUCUACCUCCUGAUAAACAUGCCAAAGAUAUUCCUUUUCUUGAUAAAUAUGCUCUUGAGAGAUGGGAGUGUGUUCUUCAUUUUAUGGUGGGUUCUACAGAAGGAACAGAGGGAGUCAGUAAGGACAUCAUUGACGUUUUGCUCAAUGCAGGCCUCAUGACAAUGGAUGGUGUGGACCCCAUGCCCUCCAUCACCCCAGCAGGUUUCCAGUUCUUGCUCAUGGACAUAGGGUCCCAAGUUUGGUAUUUUAUGCUGCAGUACUUGGAUACAGUUGAGGCUCGUGGUAUGGACCUUAUAGACUGUUUAUCGUUUUUGUUUCAACUUAGUUUUUCAACACUUGGAAAGGACUAUUCCACAGAAAAUAUGAAUGAAGGACAACAAAGAUUUUUGCAACAUUUGAGAGAAUUUGGACUUGUGUAUCAAAGGAAGAGGAAAAUCCAGCGGUACUAUCCCACCAGACUGGCAAUCAAUCUAGCCUCCGGACAGUCAGACUUCACCUCUGUCGGGAAGAACACGGGUUAUCUGAUGGUGGAGACCAACUACAGGGUGUAUGCCUACACAGAUUCUCCCCUGCAAGUGGCUUUGGUUGCCUUGUUUUGUGAAAUGUUGUACAGGUUUCCGACGUUUUCUGUGGGGAACUUGACUCGUGUUAGUGUACGAGAUGCAUUAAUCCGAGGAAUUACAGCAGAUCAGAUAAUAUCCUUUUUAAAAACCCAUGCUCACCCAAAAAUGACCAAAAAUACUCCAGUCAUUCCAUCAACAGUGACUGACCAGAUCAGACUAUGGGAAUUGGAGCGUGACCGCUUUAAAUUCAUGGAAGGCGUCCUAUACGACCAGUUUCUGUCGCAGAACGACUUUGAGCUGCUGAGAGAUUAUGCCAAGGAUUUGGGAGUUCUACUCUGGGACAAUGCAAUCAAGAGAGUAAUGGUUGUUACAAAGGGUGGCCAUGACGACGUGAAGCGCUACUGGAAGAGACAGAAGCAGUCAAACUCCUGAAAGGUCUACAUCCUGGAGUUGAUUUGGACUGCAGCCAUCUUGGAAAUCCAGACAGUGAUUCAGAUAAAUCCUGUCUGACCAGCAGCAGCAGACAGUUACCAUGGUAACGAAGCCCUGCUGUGAUUGGACAGAGAGAAAAUCAAGCAAACUUAGUGGCAGUUCUCUCCCAAGGAGAGAAAGAAAGCAGAAUCAAGCCUUGUUAGUGACUGGUGCUGUGCAAUACCUCAAAUAUUACCAUUGUUAUAGACAGAUUGAGUUUACAAAACUUUUUUUUACACAUUUAUAUGAAAAAAGCAAUAAAAUUGUUUGUCUCAAGAU
This is a messenger RNA of Magallana angulata, 1787 nucleotides long. RefSeq names its product general transcription factor IIH subunit 4-like. The coding region runs from base 90 to 1469 and encodes 459 amino acids. Gene Ontology annotation, cellular component: transcription factor TFIIH core complex; transcription factor TFIIH holo complex. The transcript has 15 exons. Gene Ontology annotation, molecular function: ATPase activator activity; double-stranded DNA binding. Lineage: Eukaryota; Metazoa; Mollusca; Bivalvia; Ostreida; Ostreidae. The record is from RefSeq and is a predicted model, not a curated record. Gene Ontology annotation, biological process: nucleotide-excision repair.